UCAAAAUGGAUUUGUUUCCCUUUUCUCCGUCUCAGUUAGUCACGGAGAUGACCAGCUCAAGUCACCCCUGGUUCCGCCUCCUGAUUGGCUGGUGCUGCCUGUUGAGUUCAGCUCUUUUGAUAGUGACAGUAUAUCUUGCAAAUCUGCACAAAAAGUCAGACGUGACUGGAAACAAAGAGUCAAAUACAACAGAAAACAAUGGCAAAACUGAACAACGAAUAGAUUUCGUGCAUGAUCCAUCCGUCAUUGACUAUAUCCGUCUGAUUAGAGACAAAGAAAAGCACUGGAUAUGCCCUCAACCGUGUGAGAGCAACUUAGUCUCCCUGGAGAACAGCACUGUCAUAGUUAGAGACAGCGGGCUGUACUAUUUCCACGUCCAGGUCUACUUCCAACAGAUUCCUCAAACAAAUCAAGUACCGACUGUUACUUUGAUCAAAAACGGAAGCAAUGUAACAAACCCUAGAAGAUUAAGUGAGGUCAAGGGCAAUGGACCAGGAUCGUUGACAAUGAUCCAUCUGGUCAAGCUGUGCAAGGGAGAAAGCAUCAGCCUGAAUAUAAAUCAAAUCAACGACAUAUCAGGAAAUGAUUAUGAUACUUACUGGGAAAUUAUCUUGUUUAAUAACAAAUAAUAAGUCUGAAUUUUGUGCAAAGUGCAAUCAGGGUUUAAAUGAACAGAUUGAUUCUCCUUAAAGAAUUACAAGACUCACAUUUCAAUUUCUGAGUGUCUGUCACCUCGUUUUAUGUCAAGUGAUUCUCCCAAAGGAUUAAAAUUGUCUGUAUUUAUAUUUACCAAAGUAACUGGUAAAAGAUGUUUGUAUGGUUAGUUCUCAAGCCCAUUAUGGGUUUCAAAAAUAAUAUUUUGAUAUUUUUUUAUGUGUUUAAAAAUUUUAAGAGUUUUAUAUGACAUUUUAGAGAAAUGUUUUAAGAUUUAUUAUAUUAAAAUAUUUUUGAAGACAUUCCAAUUGAAAUUGUUUAUUGCUUAUUUGUGUAUAAUAUUUUAUUUUUAUUUAAUUUCUUUUUUAAGGGUUGUUAAUGUUCUAUAAACUGUUCUGGAAUUUCUUAAUUUAAUGCAAAAAUUAUGAUGAACAGUUGUCGACACAAACAUUUUGAAAUGAAUACAUUUUAAAAUAUAAUUUAUUUGUGAACUACAGUUGUUCUUUCUGUAAGCUAUAUCAAAAUAAAAGUCAGUUCACUGCAAUUCACAGUCUAUUCUUCAUUUUAAAGGUGCAAUAGUUGAUUGUCUUCAGAAAAUGUUUUUGUUAUGCUGGCUGAAAGUCUCUUCACAUCCCUAUAGCUAUCAUUAAGUUAAGUGGUCUAAAUGUAUUUAUCUGUAUUUAUACAUUCUGUGGAAGGCAUAGGACCAAUACAUUUAGUUUUAUUGUAUUGCAGUGAUGUCCCAGAGCUAAUUUUACACAAUGAUU
Messenger RNA from Carassius gibelio (silver crucian carp), 1421 nucleotides. RefSeq lists its product as uncharacterized. The coding region runs from base 6 to 629 and encodes 207 amino acids. The record is from RefSeq and is a predicted model, not a curated record. Gene Ontology annotation, biological process: immune response. Lineage: Eukaryota; Metazoa; Chordata; Actinopteri; Cypriniformes; Cyprinidae. The transcript has 5 exons. Gene Ontology annotation, molecular function: tumor necrosis factor receptor binding. Gene Ontology annotation, cellular component: membrane.